This is a messenger RNA of Hippoglossus stenolepis (Pacific halibut), 3257 nucleotides long. RefSeq names its product granzyme A. The record is from RefSeq and is a predicted model, not a curated record. Gene Ontology annotation, biological process: proteolysis. Gene Ontology annotation, molecular function: serine-type endopeptidase activity. NCBI's taxonomy places the organism in Eukaryota, Metazoa, Chordata, Actinopteri, Pleuronectiformes, Pleuronectidae. The coding region runs from base 2175 to 2942 and encodes 255 amino acids. The transcript is spliced from 5 exons.
UGGCUCACCCUCCUUUCCGUUUCCGCUCCUCUCCGGUGGGUGUUGGAUGGCGUGGAAGAGCUACUUCUGUAGCCGCAGCGGAGUGUGGCGUGUUUGUGCAACAGCCAGCGCCUCCCUCAAAUACCCCCCUCAUACGCAGCGUGCCUGACCGCUGGCGCGGGAUCGCUCCGCCAGGGGACCUUCGGGCUGCAGUUGCGGGUCCGCUUGGUAAGUCACGUUGUCUGCCGUCUCUUGCUUAUCUUACCCCAGCUGACUGGUUAUGUUGUGCUACAGCUGGAUUCAGCUACGGCUGGGGGAGACUCCCACCCUCCGGGCUGCUGUGGCUGUACCUUGGCUUGACAGGGUGGUGCGCAUGGUCCCAUUAUUCAUCAAACUCUGGUAUGUUGUCAUAUUAAUUACUGAAUUUGUUUCUUUGCAUUCGUUGAGGCCCUGCUCCUUCGUCGGCCGUCAUUGGCCACCACGCCUCAGACGGACCUGCAGUUUUGGCUAUACUGGAAAUUGCACUGUCUUAACCGACACGUGUAUGAACUGUUGCGGCUGAUCGGGGCACGGUUCGAACAGUUAAAGACUGCCUGGCUCGGACCAAGGAAGUGUAUGGUUUUUUUUUUUUUAAGUAUUGUCUCGUUCACUGUGGCUCUCCACGCUACAUCUUCACGGCGCGUGGAGUGACCACAUCAGAGGGACGCCUAGCUUUUAGUAACCUGUAAUCCCAUUUACUCUGUUUGUAUUUGGUUUAUGUUUUGUUGUUUUCAACCCUGACAUGUUUUAAUUAUCCUUUUAUUGUUGGUCAGGUGCUGUGGGCCUGAGGCGGCGGCCCAAUCCCUGGUGGUGGAGUUUUCUUCACAACCCGUUUUGUUGGUUUGCAGUGUCACGGGUGGUUAGGUUAUUAAUCCUUUCCCUUUUUCUUUGGUUCUCGUCGCCGUGUUAAGUCCCAGCCCUGUCCCUGUGUGAUCUUGUCAGAAGUGUUUUAUUUCAUAUGUUAAUUUGUAUUCUGUUUGUUUGUGUCAUUGUGCUUUUGUUUGCAUUUAUUCUAUUAUAUUAAAGUUAUUUUCCAUUAGUACAACAUGUCUCUUGCCCCGUGAUUCAAACUAACCUGUGCUGUUGCACUUAACAUAUUCUAGUAUUUCCUGGAGGUGAAACUCCCCAGGUGGCAACCUUUCACUAUCCCCGCUUUCCCUCACGCUACACUUGCAAAGUGCUGUGAAGACACAGGUCUCACACGGACAAAGGUCCUGCCUCUGGUGCUGAUGUACAUGACAAUGAGAAAACAAACCAGGUCUAAUCUUUCAACUUAUGAUAUUCUCUUUGCAUUAUUGUCCUCUCCACUUCCGUCAACAGACUUGUGUGAUAAUGAUGUUGUGUAACCUGAUUUCCUCCUACACCUUCCAUUUUUCUUUUUAUAUGCUUCCUCAAUUACAGGAAUGUACUUUUUUCUUUGCACAAAAACAGCAGUGGUUACCUAUUGUGUCCUCGCCAUGCAUCGUAUGUUCUAGAACCUCCAAGUAGAAAUGUACUGUACCAGAGUUAUAUUCACUGUCUAAGACCUACACAUACACUAAAAAGCUGUUUCCCCAGUCAUACCUGACAAUGUGUAGGUAUGGUGUAAUCAGAAAGCAAUUUGUUAGUGUCUGUGGUGGCAAACUGUGUCAGUAGGAAUUAACUAAUGCAGUAAGAUUGAUGACUUGAUUGAUGUGUUGUGUUCAUUUGAAGAUUAUUGAAGAACAUGUGUAUUUUCUUUCUGACACAGAGUUAGUGAAAGUAUUACCACUCUCUUACCUGUACAAUAAAGGUGAAGCUGAUCCAGUAUAAAGACUAUAGGAACCAUGCCUAAUGCUCACUGAUUAGUUUUUCAUAUUUGGUUGCUAUCCCACAGUUUAUUAGCUGUUAGUGUUAUGUGCCUGUUUUACAUUUACAUUUUUGUACUGAUUAAAAAAACUGCAUCACUUAUAGUCUCCACCCGACCUGAUGAGCGGUAAAUGAUAACAGCGGUUACCACAGACUUCUGCACAGAGAUGGUUCACAUCAGAUCUUAUGUCAAGAUUGCGUCCAAUGUGCUGACUCGUGAGUUUCCAUGGUCAGACCACAUCCUUUGACUUCAGGACAUAAAGACGAGUGUGAGCACUGAGGGGGACUUCAGUGCAUCUCACCAUCACAUUAAAGAGAGAAAAGAAGACAUGUCCUGCCUGGGGGCUUUCACCGGUCUCCUCUCCUGCAUGGUCCUCCUCAUUGUCCACUCAAGUGAUGGCUCUGAGAUUAUCAAUGGGACAGAAGUGACGCCCCACUCAAUGCCGUACAUGGCUCUGCUUGAGAAACCAGUCUGUGGAGGGAUACUGAUCCAUAAAUCAUGGGUCCUGACUGCUUUCCACUGUGGACAAAUUAGGACUGUGUUGCUGGGGGUGCACUCCAUCAAGGCAAAUGAAGAUAAGUCCAGGCAGGUCAGAAAGGUUAAGAAGCGUUUUCCACAUCCCAGCUAUAACUCAGCUACAAAGGUCAAUGACCUCAUGUUGCUCAAGCUUGACAAAUCUGUGAAGGAAACCAAGACGGUGAAGUGUCUUAAGUUGGGUGUUGCCAUCAAAGAUCCGGCAGCUGGGACCAGCUGCAUGGUGGCAGGAUGGGGCCGAACAAACAAGGAUGUGAAGGAAAUGUCCGACGUCUUGAUGUCCGGCGAAGUGACUGUGGUCGACAGAGUGAAGUGCAACUCUGAUUACAACAGACAUCCCGUGAUCACCAGCGGCAUGAUAUGUGCCGGCUCAGACAAGAAAAAUAGAGCUGACACCUUUUGUGGGGAUUCAGGAGGCCCACUGAUGUGCAGCGGAGGGCUGGUUGGAGUCACUUCUUUCGGAUCCGGGUAUGACCUGAUUGACAAGCCUGGAGUGUUCUCGUAUCUCACAGAGGAACAACUCCAAUGGAUCAAAGAUACAAUGAAGAAGUCUAACAUUUAAUGAGCACCCGCUGUGAAGGAUUUUGCAUUUGCGGCCAUGUUAAUCAAUUCUAUGUGAGGUGAUACGAGGGAGAUUUCUGCUUCUGCUGCAAUAAAACAGGCCAAGUUGAUUUAAUCUUGAAAUCUAAACUGGAGAGACACGUGUUUAUCAUGAAAGCAAAUCGCCAAAGGGACAUUAUUGAGUCCUUCAACCAGACUGAUGCCAACCAGACAGAUUCACCACUUCCUGCAUCAAGAGCCUAAAUUGAAACUGAGGCUUCAGCUCAAGUCUUGUGGAAAAUAAGUGUUGUAAUAAAGAUAAAUUCUGGGCCAUGAA